CUCUCAAACCUCGCUCCUACUAUUUUUUCCUCCAAUAUUCCAUAUCAUAAAAAUGCUCGCUUAUCGUCAGCAUCGGGCUACCAUGUCCGCUGCAAGACUUAUCCUUAGCCCACAGACAGCGGUGGAUCAGGGCAGGGCCGACGGCACAGAUCAGAAGGAGUCACCGACGGUAGUCGAUGCUGCACCUGUGUACACCAAGGAUGAGGCAGCAGGAGCCCACCUGUCGGUGGUGCACGAAAUGGCGUACCCGGUGCAGAACAACAAGUGGUACCGCCUGAACCCCGAGUCGCUGACAUUCACACAGACGGGCACCAGCCAUGUGCACCGGGUGCCCAAGCUGGCGCACGGGCUCGAGCGCGUCUUGUUCAGCCCAGGCGUGCACUGUCUGCAGGACCCACACAGCCAUGUGUAUAACUUUGACCCAUAUAUCCGCAACAUCACUCAGCCAGCCGAGUUCGACUAUGACAAGCUGACGCCGUACAUCACAUCAUCCAAGGACCAGACGCUGAUGCAGUAUGCGCGCGACCGCAAAAAGCAGUUUGUCGGAUCGACGUCAUCGAUGACCCACGUUCUGUCGCAUUUGUAUUUCAUCGUAUCGGCGUGGAAGCAGCCUGACGUGUCGUGCAUGUCCAUGGCAUUCAACGACAUGCCGAGCAGAUACACACGCAGUAUGCGGUAUCCGGCAUCGAUAUCUCUGCGGUACCACGACGGCGUGUACGGAAUUGACGCCGACAAGAGCUUCGAUGUGCAGGAUAGCAUUCUGAGCAUUCUGGGUAAAUCGCUUGAGAAGCUCUUGACGAGCACACCGCAGGAAUUUGACAUGUUCAAAAAGCAAAACUCGUGGCAGGUCAAAGAGAUACCCGAGGAGAACUACCACUACGUGAUGGUUGAUGAUUUCACACGAGGCUCGCUUGCUAUCCGCAUGGACAUGGAGAACUAUGAGAUCAGCAAGGGCUACCAGAUCAACAACAUGAAGGGGCGCCUGGAGUCGUUUGAGCGCGAGUACUAUGAUAUGAUCCGCUCAGCGUUCCUCAAAUACAACUUCCAGACGCGUAUCGGCAACAUGGACGGCAUUUUCGUCGCAUACCACAACACCGCCAAGAUGUUUGGGUUCCAGUACAUCAAUCGCGGCGAGAUGGACCGCAUCCUGUACGGCAACGAGGCUACUGGGAACAAGGCGUUCAAGGCCGUCCUGAUAUUGCUGGGCAAGGUGCUGCGCACCACGGUCGACCAGUACCCAAAAAAGGACCUGCGCGUUACGUUUGACAGCGAGACUAGUGAUAGGCGACUGAACAUCUGGGUUGAGGUUAUUGACGACGAAGCCGAAGCAGUCGCCAUGCAGCAGUACUCGGAGGAAGGGUUUCUGAGGAGCCUGAAGCAGCAGAAGGGGGCAAUGAAGAAGCAAAAGCGCCAGAUGCCAGGUGCCACCGAUCCGUUUGCCACUACCGACCCUCUAGACACUGCAUCCAAGAGCGACCAGGACCUGAUUGACGAGCUGGCUGACGAGUGCCUUGAUCCGAGCGAGGAGAUCUAUGUUAACACCACCUCCUUCUCCACGGUCAACAACGCCGACACCGACGAGCCUGUGACGGUGCGGAGCAAGGACGACGAGUGGUUUGUCAACUGGCGCCUGACAAAGUCGCGCGAUCCGCAGUCCGAUAUCCAGCGGCACUACCGCGCGCUGCGCUUGAAGCAGGCGACGUACUUUGAGCGUGCCGCACCCGAUACCCCUGAAGACGAGCUGUCGCCGCUGGUGAAGAUUCUGCGGAGGAUCUCACGCCGGAACCUGUGGAAAAACAAGACACCCAAAGGCAAGAUUGUUAUUAAUCGCAGCCGCAAGCCUAUUUCGCCGGAUCUUGUCGAUGGGACCAAGGAGGCGACAGGCUUGCCGCCGCCAGCAUUCCCGGAAGCCCGUCUGAAUCCAGGCCAGAAGCCUGGGCCCGGCAGUGGAGGUGGCAAGUCCAAAUCCAAGGGUUCCCGGCCGAAACCCAAAUCUAACCCUAAGCCCAAGCCCAAGUCCAAGUCCAAAUGAGCCCUUUGAUGCUGUGUUCUCGGUGCGCUAAUAGACUCUUUUCAUAUACCACCAAAAGCAUUGCUGUCUCGAAGGCUAGGAGAUACUGGGCCACUGUGGCCAUUGCACAUCUAUUUACCCCACACACAGCUCGAAACUCGGCUUUUGUCUCCUUUUCUGUCUCCAGUGCGGGGUAGGCGGGAGCCAGUUUGAGAGUGCUCGCAGUGUCUCGCUCCAGAUAGUCGUAAUUUGGUGAGAAACGAUUGAAACUCAUUUUCUGUCUGCUCUAGUCCAGAACGCGGACCCAGAGAAGUCCUGACGGCAUGCUCACUACCGCCUGCGCACAUAUGAAGAAUGGC
Linderina pennispora is the source of this 2370-nucleotide messenger RNA. Its product is annotated as Pet127-domain-containing protein. Gene Ontology annotation, cellular component: mitochondrion; mitochondrial envelope. NCBI's taxonomy places the organism in Eukaryota, Fungi, Kickxellomycota, Kickxellomycetes, Kickxellales, Kickxellaceae. The record is from RefSeq and is a predicted model, not a curated record. Gene Ontology annotation, biological process: mitochondrial RNA 5'-end processing. The transcript is spliced from 6 exons. Bases 83 to 2032 code for a protein of 649 amino acids.